Solenopsis invicta (red fire ant) is the source of this 1982-nucleotide messenger RNA. RefSeq lists its product as uncharacterized. Bases 1 to 1857 code for a protein of 618 amino acids. The record is from RefSeq and is a predicted model, not a curated record. The transcript is spliced from 2 exons. NCBI's taxonomy places the organism in Eukaryota, Metazoa, Arthropoda, Insecta, Hymenoptera, Formicidae.
AUGAUAGAAAACAAAUACGCGAUAAUGCCGCUGAAGGAUAAUCCAGGAAUAUUUUACGAAGAUGUCGGCGAGGUUCGAACAUCGGAAAUCUCUUGGAAGAUGGUGAUAUACGUCGAUCUAGCCGAUGUCAUAAAUGCAUCUAAACGGAUCCAACAAGAAUUAAACAUUGCUGUAAAACGUUGCGAUGACAUUCCACAUGUGUGUAAAUCACAACCGCAAUUUAUAAUGUUGCAUAAUAAACUUGAUAAAAUGAUGAAAUAUCAAGAUCACAUAAGAAGAAUAAUUAAUCACCCAAGAGUCAGAAGAGUACCUCUAGAAUUCAUAGGAGAAAUAAGUAAAAUAUUAUUUGGAACAUUGACAAUAGAGGACGCAAAAUUACUUGAAAAUAUAAUAAUAAACGUCGAAAAUAAAACCCAAGACCUUGCUGCGUUACUUAUUAAUCACACCAUAGCGACGCGUGCCAGAUUCGGAGAACUCGGUGACGCGACACUUAAGAUACAGAGGCAAUUACUAACCCUCCAACAAGAAAUCCAAGAAAAGUUUAAUAAUCUAACAGACGAUAUAAUACAGAAGGACAUUCAUGGAUAUUUUAGUAACGUCAUAGAAGAAAUCGACAGAGCUAUCUUAGAGCAUGAAAUUGAUUUAAAUAUACUAAUCGACGGAAUUUUAUUUGGAAAACAAGGAAUAAUACAUCCACGAAUAAUAUCCCCGCAAUACUUAGUUGAAAAUUCUCGCCGAAUAAAAGAACGAAUUCCACACGCAGAAUUCCCUGUGCCUAUUAAUGAGGAAGACACCGAUCAAUUAGUAAAAAUUUCUGACCUGCAUAUUGCUUAUUUAAAUAAUCGACUAAUUUAUAUUUUACAAAUACCAUUAUUAACACCUGGAAAAUACAAGCUUUACAAAGCAAUCCCACUACCCGCUAAACAAGAUUUUAGUAACAAUAAAUAUGCUAUAAUUAAUCCGAACACCGAGUAUAUUGCAUUGAAUGAAGACGCUGAUAGUUACUAUGAAUUCCAAAGCGAUGAGCUGAAUAUAUGCAUAAAGAAUAACCCGACAUUCAUAUGCCCAUCCAUCUUUCCGCUAAAAAGAGUACGACAAACUAUAAACUGUAAUAUAGAAGUUCUAAUAAAUAGGAAUAUAGAACCAAACCAUUGCAAAAUAACAAUUAAGGAAUUGAGAGACACAUAUUGGAAAAUUUUAAAUACACCUGGUAAUUGGCUAUAUACCACAACUGGAAAGGAAACAAUAAAUAUAGAAUGCCCAAAUUUUUCUAAACACAUAGAAAUUGAAAAUUCUGGAAUACUAACCGUACAUCAAGGUUGUAAAAUCAAAGCAAGAACGGUUACUAUGAGUUACCCGUCUAUUCAAACAACAAAACUUAUAAAAUAUUUUGUAUUAACAAAUAAUUUAAGCAUUUCUCAUUUGUACGAGCCAGUACACGAAAGAUAUAAAAUUAAUAUAACAGAUACAAUGCAUGAAAUAUGGACAAAUAAUCAAAGUAAUAUUGAAGCAACUUUCGAUGAUAUUAUUGAAAAAGCUCGAGAAAUUAAAGUAAGGAAGAACCGCGAUCAAAGGAUCACUUUACACAAUGUAGCAACCUGCAUCGUCAUCAUACUAGGAAUGCUCUUGACCAUAAUGCUAGUGCUGUAUCAUCGUUUAUGGGCAUGCGAUUCUAGUAAUCCUUUAUCUCAAGCAUGCAGCUGCACAAACAAUCAAGAACAAAGGCGAAGACCUAACGACGUUUCCAUACCGACCAUUGAAAUAGCACGUAGCUUCCCGCAGUACGAUCAGUCGGAGAGAAAUCUUCAAACCGAACGGAACAUAGAAGACCUGAUCACAACACAACGCGAAAACUGACUUAACCGUACACAAAAAGAGGUACAAAAAACUAAAAAUCCGACAACAUAUGCGGAGACAAGCCGAAGCCACGUGGUAUCGCGUAUUAGGCCGCUUACAACGAAUGACUGUCCUGAAUAUGCACC